This is a messenger RNA of Amphibalanus amphitrite, 2941 nucleotides long. Its product is annotated as serine-rich adhesin for platelets-like. NCBI's taxonomy places the organism in Eukaryota, Metazoa, Arthropoda, Thecostraca, Balanomorpha, Balanidae. Bases 122 to 2941 code for a protein of 939 amino acids. The transcript has 4 exons. The record is from RefSeq and is a predicted model, not a curated record.
GCUGCGGCCGACGGUGCCCUGUCUACGCACGGCCACACUCGGCCCCAGCCUGGGCGGUCUGUCGGCGGCGGCGGACAGCACCCACGGCCGCGCCAUCCUGGCCCUGCUGCAGCCUGCCGACAUGGACCUGCUCUUCAAACAGCUGGCGGCGCGGCCCGGCCGGCGCGACCCGCUCUUCUUCGUGGGCGACGCCAGCUGGGGCGACAACAUCCGUCUGCUGCGCCGCCACUCGCUGGUCGUCGACAAUGCCGUCAUCGUGCGCGCGCGCCGGCUGGACGUGGCCGCGUUCGGUGAGCAGUUCCUGCAGACCCGCGGCGCCGCCGGCGGCGGGGGCGGUCCGUCGGCCGGCUGGCGCGCCCAGUACUGGCGCCAGUGCGGCGCGCGCUGCUCCCUGGAGACGGCCGGUGUGGAGGACGCUCUACUGACGGCCAACAGCCUGAUGGCCGCCCUAGCGCGUCUGCAGCGGACCGAGUGUGAAGACCCACCGCGAGAAGACGCCACAUGUCAGCCAAUUCCCCGCAUCAGCGGUGGCCUGGCGGGCGCGCUGCUGGCUGGACCCGACUCCCGCACACCAGCCGGUCUGCCCGUGCUAAGCUUCGACUCCGAUCGGUGGGCUGUGCGGCGUGCGGACGUGCUAAACCUCCGGGACAUGCGGCGUAUCCCCACCGUUCGCGAAAUGCACUACGUCAAGGUGGGCGAGGUGGACGCCAGCCGGGCCUACCUCAGCCGACCGGUGGUGGCCAACACGGCAGACGGACGGGAGGUGGCCGCCGCCAGCUGGAUUCAGGGCUGUCCCGCCGCAGACAACGCGACUGGAGCUACUGAUGUAAGCGGGCGGGCCACGGAAGAAUCUGCUACCGAGGCUGAAUCUGCCUCGGGUGGAUUCACUUCUGAGGCUACCACAGCAGCUAAGUCUGUCACUGAGGCUGGAAGGACGGUGGAGCAGCCUGUCACGAAGGUUGAACAGACGGUGGAUGGUCCUGACACCGAGGCUGAACCGCCAGAAGAUAAGCCAGUGACUGAGGUUAAACUAGCCCCGCCAUCGCCAGAGUCAGCGGACGAGAAGCCGAUGACGGUGACCGAACAGGCGGUACUAAAACCUGUGACGGCAGAUGGGGUAAUGACACAACAGCCUGUAACCACCCUCGGACCAACGAUCGAAAAACCUAUGGUGACUGGAAAAAUGGCACAUAAGCCAUUGCCACCACCUGACUAUGCUUCUGAAGAACCUGACAGACAUUCCACUGUUGCGCCCGAUGUUUCUGAGACAGCUGGUGGAGUUACUGAUGUCACAGCUAUCAGUGUUCUCAAUGUCACAAACGUUACCGAACAGACAACUAGUGGCGAUACCGAGCCUUUAACUGCUACUGAAGCCAGAAAUGCUGGUAUCACUGAGGAUCCGGCUCUCCUUGUCACGAAUGCUGCAACUGUUGGUGUCACCGAAACCACGAGUGUUACCGAUGUCACAAAUGCCGGUGUUUCUGAGACCAGAGAGGAUGAACCAGAAACCACGACCAGCCGAGUCAUCACUUCCGAAUCGUCACCAGCGGCGCCCAAGGCGGAAGCUGAAUCGACCGCCACUGCCAAUAUCGAGGCGGGUAAGCCUGCGGAAGGGUCCAACAUCAACUCAUUAGACGCCGCUGCUAAAACAGGAGAGACGUCCAUGACCACAUCAGAGCCGGAGAUGUUGGACGAUACCGCCAGCUCAGACACUAACAUAGCACAUCCUUCCGAAGAGAACGGAAAUGCCCCUGAAGUGAGCCCGCACAGCGUUACCGAACUCAUAAGCGUAGCGGCCAAUGCCACCGGCCAUCUCAGCGGACCGCCAAUGGAUAGCGCGGUGGAUGGAUCGGAGUCGGACCGCUCACCUGAGCUACAUGAUGCGACCACUCAGAUUAUACCCAAUAGCGCCUCCGAAGCAGCGAUAACUCAAACAUCCAUGUCACCCAACGGCUCUCCAGGUUCUUCGGUUGGUGAGAGUAAAGCGCUUGAUGAAGAAACAAGGAAGAGAGUUAGAGGCAUCGUCAACACUUCAAGAACAUCAUCAGAUAGUAAAGUGAAGACGUCCGACCAAGAUACGACAAUGCGAUCUAGAAAACCUUCACAAGCAGCAACAGGCCAGUCGAAGUCGAUGAAUGGGUCAAGCACAAUACAGCCAAUAAAAGCAAAUACCAAUACGAAAAUGCCAUCAAGGCACGAGGCUGAUUCAGCCAGAAUGAAUGGCACAUCGACAGAAAACACACUGGUAUCGAUGUCUACUGAGAGCGGUCAAACUGGCAGUAGCCAGUCGACGAAAGUGACGAAAACAUUAUCUUCUGAAGUCAGUAAGUCUCCAGCGACAACCACAGCCAUUCGAGCGUCCAGUGUGCUGGUAUCACAGACCCUAAAUACCAAACCGCCGGCGCUCGUGCGAAGGCCAGCCGCCAAGGACACGGUGUCAUCCACCAAAGACACGAGCGCGAUUUCCCUAGUCAGCAAAAUACUCAGCGAGCUAACUUCAACGGCUAAAACCACGACGUCGGAAUCGAGCACCAGAGACGAGAAAGAAGAAAUGGAAAAGACUGCUGUGCAUUCAGCUGUGUCUGCGGUCCCAGCACCGACAGAACCUUCGUCGACGAGAUGGACCAGUACAAUCGCCUCAACGUACAGGAAAACAAGCACGAUCGAAUCCAUACUGAGGAAGAUGACCCAGUCCAUGCCGACUCCACAAACCACCAGCGCCACAGAGUGGACCACCGAAACAGCCAACAUGUCCACCUCGACAGCGGCCAGCAGUACGGAGUCCGGCGGCCGGCGGGGCGCCGACUGGGCCUGGGAGCCGCCGCCGCCGCUACGACGGCCGCCGCGCUGGGCCGCCUGCUCGAGCAGCUGCAGUGGCGGCUGGUCUCGCUGGUGCACGCGCCCCACUCGGCCUGGCACGCGGCCGUGCUGGCUGAGCUGA